UUCUGCAGCUAAUCGUUCCAUCACUAUAUCUUGCCGCGCCUUUUACAUAUCUCUGGUAUUCUGGUAGAUUUAAGUACUUCAACCAGAAAUUCACAAAUCUCUCAUUUAUUUUUAUAUCAACCCAUGGAUUAUUCGGAUCACUUUUCAUGCUGUAUAUCCAGGAAACGAGGAUUGUUAUUUGCAACAAAAAAAAACAAUUAAUCAUAAGAGCAGGUGGAACUGAUGAAAUCGUUAUAUUUUCUUAACUCCCGUUCAUUAUGAACACUCAAUAACCAUAAGAAUUCCUUUAAUCAAUUUAUUCAUGUUUAUUCUACAAACAUUUAAUUCGUGCUCUUCUGACUAUCAGUCGACCUAUCUAGAUUCUCACGAGUUCCUUCUACUAUCUCUUCAUAUUGUCGCAAUAUUCUCAUUUCCCUUAUGUAUAUUCUCCGGUUGGGUUAUAGUUUUCAAAACUCCCCCAUCGAUGAGCUCUGUAAAGUUCAGCCUUUUGACUUUUCAUUUUUGGACCUGUUUUGUGGAUAUUGUAUUCAGUAUCCUGGUGUGUCCAUUUCUAGUUGCACCACUUUAUGCUGGAUGUACAUUGGGUCUGCUGCAAUAUUUUGAGAUAAAUACAGAGUAUCAAGUUAUGUUUAUAAUGGCAACAGUGGAAGCAAUGUGCGUCUCGAUACUUUGCCUCUAUGAAAAUCGUUUUUUCAUAUUAUCCCGUAACCUGUACUGGUGGAAAUAUGCUCGAAUUCCGUGGUAUACAAUGAACUACACAAUUGCCGUGCUCAUGUUCUUGCCAGUUUUUUAUCAGAUUCCAGAUCAAACUCAUGCCAGAGAAUUUAUUUUAGAGCACCUACCAUGUCUCUCCUCUGAAAUCUUAUCUCUACCGUUAUUUGUUGUCGCUGAGAAUGCUGGCUUAAUGCUUAUCACUUCCAUGAUGGAACUUGGGUUUUUAUGUGCUCAGGGAGCAUUUCUAAUGUUUUUGUUAAACCGAUCCAUAAAAAAAUUCGGAAAUCAUUUGUCCCAGCGAACACUGGAAAUGCAGAACAGAUUUAUGAAAGCCAUCAUCUUACAAUUGCUUAUUCCAUCGUUCUGCUUGAACACCCCUUUUUUCUACAUUGGAUUUUCUGGAGCCUUUGGUUACUUCAACCAAAAGCUUACAAACGUAUCAUUCAUACUGAUUGCAACACAUGGAUUUUUCUCGUCACUUUUCAUGCUUUUUGUACAUGCUUCUUAUCGAGAAGCGGUUCUAGAGUGUUUCGUAAAAAUUGGGAGAAUACUUGGAUUCAAUAUCAUCACUGUGUAUCCAGAAAGAAAAUCCACAAUUUAUCCGACAAGACAUCCUAUGCUUCUUUGAUUUUUAUUCCAAAAUAAACAUAAUUUUUUU
Messenger RNA from Caenorhabditis elegans, 1372 nucleotides. It is a transcript of the gene srh-219, whose product is annotated as Serpentine Receptor, class H. NCBI's taxonomy places the organism in Eukaryota, Metazoa, Nematoda, Chromadorea, Rhabditida, Rhabditidae. The record is from RefSeq and is marked reviewed. The transcript has 5 exons. The coding region runs from base 302 to 1342 and encodes 346 amino acids.